Messenger RNA from Aspergillus saccharolyticus JOP 1030-1, 1203 nucleotides. RefSeq names its product glycoside hydrolase family 43 protein. Gene Ontology annotation, biological process: carbohydrate metabolic process. Gene Ontology annotation, molecular function: hydrolase activity, hydrolyzing O-glycosyl compounds. The coding region runs from base 1 to 1203 and encodes 400 amino acids. Lineage: Eukaryota; Fungi; Ascomycota; Eurotiomycetes; Eurotiales; Aspergillaceae. The transcript has 2 exons. The record is from RefSeq and is a predicted model, not a curated record.
AUGAAUGGGCUCUGGAGCCGUCUCAGGAGCCCCUCAAAACCAAGCAUCAGAUCUGCAGAGGCUGAAUGCGGUGCAGAUCAGGGUAUAAAUCCGCUCAAGUCACCCGACAGUGCGUCGUUGUCAGAGUCGUCCAUCAGGGACGCAGGACCCUGGACGCGGGGUAAAAUCUUGACAUUGUCGAUCCUAGCCUUCUUUGCGCUAACCCUGAUCGUCGUUGCUGUCACGGUUCCCGUACUUCUGGUGAAAAGGAAUCGGUCUCACGAUGAUCCUAGCUAUCACGACGCGGCAAACCGCCCAGUUCAAGUCCUCUCUGACUUUCCAGAUCCUGGUUUACUUCACGUGAAUAACACCUGGUACACGUAUGGCACCAACGCAGCCAAAAACGACUCCGAAGUGCCUCAUGUACCUGUCGCGACUGCGACGGUCUUUAACUCGUGGACGCGGCUUGAGGACCAUGACGCAAUGCCCUCAUUGAGUAGCUGGGAGACAAAGAUCAAUCACUAUGCCCCCGACGUGAUUCAACGCGAUGACGGGCGAUUCGUGCUCUAUUACUCCGGAGAACUCAAAGACUGGCUCUACCACCACUGCGUAGGCGUCGCCGUCUCCAAUGGCACGAACCCAGCAGGGCCCUUUAUGCCUCAGAGCAAACCUCUCGCCUGUCCACGCAAUCAAGGUGGCGCAAUUGACCCAUCUCCAUUCCGUGACGUCGACGGCAAGCUCUACGUCGUGUACAAAGCCGAUGCCAACAGCAUCGGCCAUGGCGGCGAUUGCAAUAAUGGCAAGAAGCCCGUCCUCGCAGUCCCCAUCCUGCUCCAGGAGCUAGAGGCGGACGGCGUGACUCCCGUCGGCAACCCGGUCCAGAUCCUCCAGAAUGACAAAAGCGACGGCCCGCUGGUAGAGGCGCCAAAUAUCCUGCGCACCCCCCAGGGUAUCUAUUAUCUGUUCUUCUCUUCCCACUGCUUCACGUCGCCGAAGUAUAAUGUCAAGUAUGCCUACGCCACCUCAUUGAAGGGACCAUAUACCAGAGCCAACCGGCCAUUGCUCAAGACGGGCGAUUUUGACCUUAUAUCGCCUGGUGGCGCCACUGUUUCUAGAGACGGAACGAAAAUGGUGUUCCAUGCGAAUUGCGGGAAGUUGCGAUGUUUAUAUGCUGCUGCUAUCACGAUUCAUGCAAACUCAACCAUUACACCCUCUUCACUAUGA